AUGGAUGAAUUAGUAAUCUAAACUGUUUUACCCUACAGUCUUGGUGAUGUAGAAAAUUGGGUCGAAGUUUUAAAAAAUCAAACACUUUUGGGAUAUAAUGGCUUCCAUUUUCCACCUAUUUAAUAAUUAGGAGCUAGUGGAUCUUAUUAUUCUAUAAAUGAAUAAUUAUAAGUUAAUAUUGAAAUAUUUAAAUAAUAUGCUAACAUGGAGGAUGGAGGAUUUUAAAAAAUGAAAGAAAUAGUAAAUACAAUGGAAAAGGAACAUAAUGCAAUAUGUAUUGUAGAUAUUUUACUUAAUCACACUUCUUUUGAUAGUGAGUGGCUACUUUAGGUUGAAAAUGGAGUUUAUAAUGUUGAAAAUACUCCUAGCUUGUAAUCUGCUUUAGAUUUAGAUCUUGCAAUUAAGGCUUUUAGUGAGAACUUGGCUGCAGGAAAUGAGAAAGAAUACUAUAAUGGAAGCAAUAGAGUAGAAAAUGAAGAAAUGGUGGAUUGCUUAAUGAAUAUAAUGAAAAAAAAAUAUUCUAUGCCUUGA
Ichthyophthirius multifiliis is the source of this 531-nucleotide messenger RNA. RefSeq lists its product as hypothetical. NCBI's taxonomy places the organism in Eukaryota, Ciliophora, Oligohymenophorea, Hymenostomatida. The record is from RefSeq and is a predicted model, not a curated record. The transcript has a single exon. Gene Ontology annotation, biological process: glycogen catabolic process. Gene Ontology annotation, molecular function: amylo-alpha-1,6-glucosidase activity; 4-alpha-glucanotransferase activity.